Messenger RNA from Symsagittifera roscoffensis, 577 nucleotides. RefSeq lists its product as uncharacterized. Bases 1 to 561 code for a protein of 186 amino acids. NCBI's taxonomy places the organism in Eukaryota, Metazoa, Xenacoelomorpha, Acoela, Convolutidae. The record is from RefSeq and is a predicted model, not a curated record. The transcript is spliced from 4 exons.
AUGGAGGCUAAGUUCGCAACCGCUGGGUGUCCUCGAGGCUGUGAGCGAAAUAACAAGAAUGGCAGUUGUGUGCGACUCCAGUGUCCUCGAGGCUGUGAGCGAAAUAACAAGAAUGGCAGUUGUGUGCGACUUCAGGGCACGUGUGACGACUUCGACAAAGAGCAGGAUGCUGUGCUGACUGCCUCUCGCUACUGGUACAUCAUCCUUGCAGUGGGAGUGUUUCUAGUCUGUUUACUGUUCUUAAUCUACUUGAUCGACUACGUCUGCGAAAAACGAAGGGAGAAAAAAGCGGCCAAAGUAGUCCGGGUGCCUCGAAAGUCCAGAAUGGUGGCUAAUACCAAACGCAAGUCCAAGCAUAGUGUGUUGGAAGACAGAGAUCUGCCAGUGGACAACGCCAUUCACGAGUCCAGAAGCUACCAGACUGAGAAUCCCAGAGACAGCGACAAGUUGAAGCCCAACGUGCCAGAAGAAGAUCUUCAGUCAAACUCGGAGCUGAACCCCACCAUUCUGCACAUCAACUACGACCGAUCAACAAAACAGACUUCUGAAUCUCAAAUUUAGGACUUUGAACUCACUA